Cornus florida is the source of this 1679-nucleotide messenger RNA. Its product is annotated as abscisic acid 8'-hydroxylase CYP707A2-like. Gene Ontology annotation, molecular function: oxidoreductase activity, acting on paired donors, with incorporation or reduction of molecular oxygen, NAD(P)H as one donor, and incorporation of one atom of oxygen; heme binding; iron ion binding. Gene Ontology annotation, biological process: abscisic acid metabolic process; sterol metabolic process. Bases 94 to 1491 code for a protein of 465 amino acids. NCBI's taxonomy places the organism in Eukaryota, Viridiplantae, Streptophyta, Magnoliopsida, Cornales, Cornaceae. The transcript has 7 exons. The record is from RefSeq and is a predicted model, not a curated record.
CAUUUUCUCAUUCAUACACUCUCUUUUUAACACAACUACUCUUAGUACUCUUACAAAAACCACUCACUAUCUCACAUAUAUAUAUAUAUAUAUAUGGAGUACACUACCUUGUUCUGCAUAUUUGCUUUCAUUUUCUCUCCCUUUCUCCUCAACUCACUCCUCAAGUUCCUCACCUCUGCCCGCCAGAAACUACCUCUCCCUCCGGGGUCUUUGGGCUGGCCGUACAUCGGCGAAACCUUUCAACUAUACUCUCAAAACCCAAAUGUUUUCUUUGCCUCUAAAGUGAAAAAGUAUGGUUCUAUAUUGAAGACCCACAUACUGGGAUGUCCCUGUGUGAUGAUUUCGAGCCCUGAGGCUGCGAAGCUCGUGCUCGUCACCAGAGCUCAUCUCUUCAAGCCCACAUUCCCGGCAAGCAAAGAGAGGAUGUUGGGCAAACAAGCCAUUUUCUUUCACCAAGGACAGUACCAUGCCAAAUUGAGGAAGCUUGUCCUCCGAGCAUUCAUGCCAGAAUCAAUCAAAAACAUCGUCUCUGAUAUCGAAUCCAUAGCUGUUGACACUCUCAAAUCAUUGGAAGGCCGCUUGAUCAACACAUUCCCGGAAAUGAAGACGUACACAUUCAAUGUUGCAUUACUAUCUAUAUUUGGGAAGGAUGAAGUUCUGUACAGAGAAGAUCUGAAAAGGUGUUAUUACAUUCUUGAGAAAGGGUACAAUUCAAUGCCCAUUAACCUUCCGGGGACACUCUUCAACAAAUCUAUGAAAGCAAGGAAGGAACUAGCUCAGAUCUUGGCCAAAGUCCUCUCUCUCAGGAGGCAAAUGAAGCACAAUCACAAUGAUUUGCUUGGAUCUUUCAUGGGAGACAAAGAAGGCCUCACCGAUGAACAGAUAGCUGAUAACAUCAUCGGUGUCAUCUUCGCCGCCCGGGACACCACCGCCAGUGUCCUAACGUGGAUCGUCAAAUACCUCGCCGAGAACCCAAGUGUCCUGCAAGCUGUCACUGAAGAGCAAGAGGCCAUAAUAACGAGUAAAGAGGAGUGUGGGGAGAGGAAGGUUCUGAGUUGGGCAGAUACCAGGAAGAUGCCAAUAACUUCAAGGGUGAUUCAAGAGACACUUCGAGUUGCCUCAAUUCUGUCUUUUACUUUCAGAGAAGCUGUUGAAGAUGUUGAAUUUGAAGGGUAUCUUAUACCAAAAGGGUGGAAAGUUUUACCACUUUUUAGGAACAUUCACCACAGCCCAGAGAAUUUCCCUGAGCCUGAGAAGUUUGAUCCUUCAAGAUUUGAGGUAUCUCCAAAACCCAAUACUUUUAUGCCAUUUGGCAAUGGGACCCAUUCAUGUCCUGGUAAUGAGCUAGCCAAACUGGAGACGUUGGUGCUUCUGCAUCAUCUGACCACUAAGUACAGGUGGUCUAUCGUGGGCCCACAAAAUGGAAUUCAGUAUGGCCCCUUUGCUCUUCCCCAGAACGGGUUGCCCAUCAAACUCUCCCUAAAGCCAUAAACAACCAUAAAGCCAGUCCAAACUACACACAGAUCUUUCCAAGUUUGGAAAAGGAUGCUUUCAAAAGUGGUUUCUACUUUAUUGAGAAAAAAUAAAAAAAUAAAAUAGAGAGAGAGAGAUCAUUACUACACCGCCAGUCUAAGACGAAGAGAGAGUGAGAGAUAAAAUUCUCUUCUUUUUUUUUUUUU